Molecule: messenger RNA, 701 nt
Organism: Etheostoma cragini (Arkansas darter)
Lineage: Eukaryota; Metazoa; Chordata; Actinopteri; Perciformes; Percidae
Gene: rpa3
Product: replication protein A3
Exons: 4
Coding region: 175-543 (122 amino acids)
Biological process (GO): nucleotide-excision repair; double-strand break repair via homologous recombination; mismatch repair
Cellular component (GO): site of double-strand break; DNA replication factor A complex; nucleus
Molecular function (GO): damaged DNA binding; single-stranded DNA binding
Source: RefSeq, a predicted model, not a curated record
UCAAUUUGUAUUCCUGCGUUGGCCGUUUAUACAGACCCCGCGGGUUUUCAACUGAAAUGUUGAUACCCCGCCCGCGUGGGCUUGUGUGUGAUCCAAAAAUAUCCAGCUAAACAUUUCCCGCGCUGUAUAGCUUCGUCUGGAGUUCAGUAACGUAAUAACAGAAAACCCCGCAAAAUGGCAGGUAUACUGGAUGUCCCGAAACCCAGAAUAACUUGCGAUAUGCUAUCGCUGCACAUAGGCAGACCGGUGUGCUUUGUUGGGCGUGUUGAAAAAGUUCACCCGACCGGGAAAACGUUCACUGUCUCGGACGGAGACGGAAAGAUUGCAACAGUGGAACUUAACGAACCGCUUGAUGAAGAGCUGAGCGGUGUUCUGGAGGUCAUUGGCAUGGUGUCCAAUAAAGGAGUAAUAAUGGCCAGCACGUACAACAUGCUACGAGAGGACAAGGGCAUUCCUUUUGAUUUAGAGCUGUAUGCUGAGGCCCUGAGAGUCCUCCAUGACUUCCCCCAAUAUUACCCGUUUGAAGUGGCUGCCAGUGGAUGAGCCUUACCAUGUGAACGUGUGCUCACUAGAUUCUCAUCAAGUUCACUGCCCGUUGUUUUUCAGGUGGCCUGUUUUUUUGUUAAGUAAAAAUUAGAUUUGUACAAAAGAAUCUGUAUUAAGUAAUUUCUGUUAGUAAAAUAAAAUGUGUAAAGACCAAA